AUGCGUGUGAGCUGGACCAGGUACACGAACGCCACGUUCGAAAAGCCCACGUCGCGCGAGACGGUCGUCGUCUUAGGGCACGGGUUCGGUUGCGAUUCGACGUGCUGGCACAACUUAAAACCAUUGUUAGCAAAGCGAGGAUACGGGGUGCUAACAUAUGACCUCCCGUACGCCCGGACGUCGGGGUUGGGUGCAUUCGACGAGUCCCCAAACCGUCGGAGCGUCCUCCGAGCGGCCUUCGAGCGGUUCAAGGCACCCCCGUCGAUUCCGCACCGACCAACGAAGAAUAGGGAUUUCGAUUUCGAGCGAUACUCGAACCUGGAGGCAUACGCAGACGAUCUGAUCCAUCUUCUAGACGAGCUCGGACUGAGGAACUCCAUCUUCCUGGGACACUCCGUCUCCGGGAUGAUCGGGACCCUGGCCAGCACGAAGAGGCCCGAACUGUUCCGGGCGCUGAUCCUGCUGUCGUCUUCGCCUCGCUACAUCAACGACGCCGCCUCCGGCUACGCGGGCGGUUUCGAGCGCGAGCAGCUCCGAGAACUCUUUCAUAACGUCGAGCACAAUUACGAGGGCUGGGUGACCGGGUUCGCACCAUUGGCCAUCGAAGAGCCCGACGACGUCGCAGUGAGACGCUUCACCAGCGGUCUCCUCGCGGUGCGCCCGGACGUAGCGCUGGCGACGUGCAAGACCAUCUUUUUGAUGGAUCUCCGGCACAUCUUGCCGAGAGUCACGGUACCAUGCGUCAUCCUGCAGAGCCAGUCGGACGUCGCCGUUCCGGCAUCGGUCGGGGCCUACAUGUCGGCCACCAUCGAGAACUCGAUGUCUCGCAUCGAUACGUUCUUGCGCCGGUUGGACUCCGUCUUAGAGCUACCCGAGUACGAUGGGACGCCCACGUUCAUCGAGAACAUCCAGGCGCACGCUCAGGAGGAUGCCAUGCCGGGAGAGGAGGCCUUCCUGCAGCAGAUCCUGGAUCUGUCCAUCCGGACGACCCGGUCGUACGUGGAUCGAGCCGCCGACCGCGCGCACGUGCUCCGUUCCGCUUGCUCGCACCUGCACAGCGUCCUCGAGUCCAAGUCCCUCACCCCUUCCGUCGCCAGGCACCUGGACUGCCUGUCCGUCGUCGCCGUGGCCAUAGAAAGACGUCAGGAGAAGGACUGGAACGACUCCGAGCAACUGCGGCUCAGCUCGAGUAACACCAUCGACGAGCUGAAGAGAGACGGCCUGAUCAUGGAGGAGAUCCUGGGGGACGAGACAUACGAGAGGGAGCUGCGCACCCUGCGCGAGUUCUCCGACGACAAGCGCAACUCGCAUUCGGUCUGGAAGCUGAUGGCACGGGUCGUGCGCGCGUACGUGGCAUCCGCGAGGGCAUUCGCACACCACCUCCACUUGAAAGACGUUCUGGGCCACGACCUGAAGGAGAACGAGACGGCGAGGCGUUUGGCUUCUCGCUUCGGGGUCACGAACUGGGAUACCUUGCGGGAGGACCUGGGCAAGUUCAUGCAAGACUGCGAGACCGUGACGUACCUGGACCUUUCCUGUAUUCCAAAUGGUUUGGACAUGGGACGAUGGACGGGAGUGGUCGGAGACAUGCUGCACGGCUUCUCGGGAUCCAUCCACAUCGGCAGAGGCGUGGUCUUUCGGGUCUCUGCCGGGGAGGCCUCAUCGGCGAAGUUCGCCAUGAAGACGGAGGAGACGGGCGCCAUGAGGCAGACCUUCGACCUGGUCUUCUGCACCGGUGGCCCGAAUGGGAUGAGGCUAGGCGGAGACGCAUGCAUGCCCGUUGCCCAGCUCUUCCGGAGCCACGCGCAUGAUGUAGAUAGCGGAGAUUGGUACGUCAACGGCAGACGCAUAAGGCAGCGCGUCCAUGCGCACGUGAGGAGGCACACGGGAGGAUUACGCGACAUCGUCGUCUCCGUCGACGACAGGAGCAGAGAGCUGAUCGUCAUCUUCAUGGUGCAGUUUCGAGAGGUCGAGGAGGGAUACGAGAUAGCAUACGGGUUUCAAGAUCCACGGGGUCCUAGGAGAGAGGUCGUCGAUUGGCCUAGCAGGUCUUUCCUAGAACUCUGGCUAGACACUCUGAGCGCAUGA
Klebsormidium nitens is the source of this 2088-nucleotide messenger RNA. Lineage: Eukaryota; Viridiplantae; Streptophyta; Klebsormidiophyceae; Klebsormidiales; Klebsormidiaceae. The record is from the annotation of a GenBank genome assembly.